Protopterus annectens (West African lungfish) is the source of this 4245-nucleotide messenger RNA. Its product is annotated as prestalk protein-like. The coding region runs from base 1 to 4245 and encodes 1414 amino acids. Lineage: Eukaryota; Metazoa; Chordata; Ceratodontiformes; Protopteridae. The transcript is spliced from 6 exons. The record is from RefSeq and is a predicted model, not a curated record.
AUGACCGUACUACCCUCACUAAAGGUGACUGUACCACCCUCACUGAAGGUGACUGAUCCACCCUCACUGAUGAUGACUGUACCAACUCACUGUGAUGACUGUAUCACACUCACUGCAGUUGACUGUACCAUCCUCACUGAAGAUGACCGUACCACCCUCACUGAAGGUGACUUUACCACCCUUACUGAAGAUGACUGUACCGAAUUCACUGAAGAUGACUGCACCACCCUCACUGAAGAUGACUGUACCAUCCUCACUGGUGAUGACUGCACCACACUCACUGAAGAUAACUGUACCACCCUCACUGAAGAUGACUAUACCACCCUCACUAAAGAUGACUAUGACUGUACCAUCCUCACUGGCGAUGACUGUACCACCAUCACUGAAGAUGACUGUAGUACCAUCCUCACUGAAGAUGACUGUACUGCCCUCACUAAAGAUGACUGUAGUACCAACCUCAUUGAAGAUGACUGUACCACCCUCACUGAAGAGGACUGUGCCACCCUCAGUAAAGGUGAUUGUAGUAUCAUUCUCACUGAAGAUGACUGUACCGUUACCAAUGAAUAUGGCUUUAGUACCAUCCUCACUGAAGAUGACAGUAUCACCCUCACUGAAGGUGACUGUACCACCUUCAUUGAAGAGGACUGUGCAACACUCACUGAAGAUGACUGUACCAUCCUCACUGAUGGUGACUGUACCACACUCACUGAAUAUGACUGUACCAUCCUCACUGAAGAUGACUGUACCACCCUCAGUGAAGUAGACUGUACCACCCUCACUGAAGAUGACUGUACCAAACUCACUGAAGAUGACUGUAGUACCAUCCUUACUGAAGAUGACUGUGCCACCCCUACUGAAGAUGACUGUACUAUCCUCACUGGUUAUCACUGUACCACACUCACUGAAGGUGACUGCACCACCCUCACUGAAGGUUACUGUACCACCCUCACUGAAGAUGACUGUACCACCCUCACUGAAGGUGACUGUACCAUCCUCACUGGUGAUCAAUGUACCACACUCACUAAAGGUGACUGUACCAAUCUCACUAGUGCAGAAUGUACCAUCCUCACUGUUGAUGACUGUACCACACUCACUGAAGUAGACUGUAAAGCCCUCACUGAGGAUGACUGUACCUUCCUCACAGGGGAUGACUGUACCACCCUCACUAAAUAUGACUGUACCACCCUUUCUGAAGGUGACUGUACCACACUCACUGAAGGUGACUGUACCACCAUCAAUGAAGAUGACUGUGACUGUAACACCUUCAAUGAAGAUGUCUGUACCAUCUUCACUGGUGAUGACUGUACCAUCCUCACUAAAGGUGACUGUACGACCCUUACUGAAGAUAACUGUACCAUCCUCACUGGUAAUGACUGUACAACAAUCACUGAACGUGACUGUACCACCCUCAAUGAAGAUGACUGUACCACCCUCACUAAAGGUGACUGUACCACCCUCACUGAAGGUGAAAGUACCAUCCUCACUGGUGAUGAUGGUACCACACUCACUGAAGGUGACUGUACCAUCCUUAUUGAAGAUGACUGUGCCACUCUCACUGAAGAUUACUGUAUCACCCUCACUGAAGGUGACUAUACCACCCUCACUGAAGACUGUACUGCAGUCACUGGCGAUGACUGUACCUUACUCACUGAAGGUGACUCCACCAUCCUCACUGAAGAUGAUUGUACCGCCCACACUGAAGAUGACUGCACCACCUUCAGAGAAGAUGACGGUACCAACCUCACUGGUGAUGACUGCACCACCCUCACCGAAGAUGACUGUACCAUCCUCACUGGUGAUGACUGUACCACACUCAAUGAAGAUAACUGUGCCAUCCUCACUGAAGAUGACCGUACCACCUUCACUGAAGGUGGCUAUACCGCCCUCAUUAAAGAUGACUGUACCGCCCUCCCUGAAGAUGACUGUAUCUUCCUCAGUGGUGAUGAUUGUACCACACUCACUAAAGGUGACUGUACUAUCCUCACUAAAGAUGAGUUUAACAUCCUCACUGGUGAAGACUGCACCACCCUCACUGAAGGUGACUAUACCAUAGUCACUGAAGGUGACUUCACCGUCCUCACUGGUGAUGACUGUACCAUCCUCACUGGUGAUGACUGUACCACACUCACUGAAGGUGACUAUACCACCCUCAGUGAAGAUGACUGUACCUUCAUCACAGAAGGUGACUGUACCACACUCACUGAAGGUGACUGUAAAGCCCUCACUGGUGAUGACUGUACCACACUCGCUGAAGGUGACUCUACCACCCUCACUGAAGAUUAUUGUACCACCCUCACUGAAGAUGACUGUUCCUUCCUCAGUGGUGACAAUUGUACCACACUCACUGAAGGUGACUGUGCCAUCCUCACUGAGGAUAACCAUACCACCCUCACUGAAGGUGACUGUACCACCAUCAAGGAAGAUGACUAUACCACCCUCACUGAAGAUGACGAGGACCAUACCACCCUCACUGAAGGUGACUUUACCACCCUCACUGAAGGUUUCUGUACCACCCUCACUGACGAUGACUGUACCGCCAUCACUGAAGGUGGCUGUACCACCUUUAGUGAGUACAGAGCAGUCAUCACCAGUCAGGGUGGAACAGUCACCUUCAGUGAGGGCAGUACAGUUAUCUUCAGUGAGGGUGGUAAAGCAACCUUCAGUGAGGGUAGUACAGUCACCUUCAGUGAGUGUGGUGCAGUGAUCACAAGUGUGGAUGGUGAUGACUUUACCACAGUCACUGAUGUUGACUGUAGAGCCCUCACUGAGGAUGACUAUACCAUCCUCACAGGGGAUGACUGUACCACUCUCACUGAAUAUGACUGUUCUGCCCACAGUGAAGGUGACUGUAUCACACUCACUGAAGGUGACUGUACCACACUCACUGAAGAUGAUUGUACUGCACUCACUGAAGAUGACUGUACCACCCUCACUGAAGAUGUCUCUACCAUCAUCUCUGGUGCUGACUGUACCAUCCUCACUGAAGGUGACUGUGCCACGUUUACUGAAUAUGACUGUACCAUCCUCACUGGUGAUGACUGCACCAAAUUCACUGAAGGUGACUGUAUCACCCUCUCUGAAGGUGACUGCACCACCCUCACUGAAGAUGACUGUACCACCCUCACUGAAGAUGACUAUACCAUCCUCACUGGUGAUGACUGCACCACCCUCACUAAUGAUGACUCUAGCACACUUACUGAAGAUGACUGUACCACCCUCACUGAAGAUGACUGCACCAUCCACACUGGUGAUGACUGUACCACACUCACUGAAGGUGACCAUACCACCAUCACUGGUGAUGACUGUACCAUCUUCAAUGGUGAUGAAUGUACCACCCUCACUAAAGAUGACUGUACCACUCUCACUGAUGAAGACUGUAGCAUCCUCACUGGUGAUGACAGUACCAUAGUUAUUGAAUUUGACUGUAGAGCCCUCACUGAGGAUGACUGUACCAUCCUCACUGUGGAUGGAUGUACCACCCUCACUGAAGAUGACUGUACCGCCCUCACUGAAGGUGACUGUACCACACUCACUGAAAGUAACUGUACCACACUCACUGAAGAUGACUUUACUGCUCUCACUGAAGAUGACUGUACCACCCUCACUGAAGGAGACUGUACCACUCUCACUGAAGAUGAAUGUACUGCACUCACUGGUGAGGACUGUACCACACUCACUGAAGUUGACUGCAUCGCCCACACUGAAGAUGACUGUAGUAUCACACUCACUGAAGAUGACUUUACUGCUCUCACUGAAGAUGACUGUACCACCCUCAUUGAAGGAGACUGUACCACUCUCACUGAAGAUGAAUGUACUGCACUCACUGGUGAGGACUGCAACACCCUCACUGAAAGGGACUGCACUGCCUUCACUGAAAAUGUCUGUACCACCCUCACUGAAGAUGACUGUACCAUACUCACUCAUGAUGAAUAUGCUACCCUCACUGAAGAUGACUGUACCACCCUCACUGAAAAUGACUGCAGUACCAUCCUCACUGAAGAUGACUGUACUGCCCUCACUGAAGGUGACAGUACCACCCUCACUGAAGAGGACUGUACCACCCUCAGUGAAGAUGGCUGUAAUACCAUCCUCACUGAAGAUGACUGUACCGCCCACACUGAAGAUGACUGUAGUACCAUCCUCAUUGAAGAUGACUGUACCACCCUCACUGAAGGUGACUGUUCCACCCUCACUGAAGAUUACUGUAAUACCAUCCUAAAGGAUGAUAACUACCACCUUCAGUGA